AUGGCACUUGAUAGAGAAGAAGAGUAUCGUCGCGGCCGUGAGCUAAACCGCCGACAGAGAUAUGACGACGACGACGACGAGAUGGUCGAUGAGGCACGAGCGAGUAUACUUGCUGUAGCUAGACGCGAGGCUGAGAGAGCUAGAGCCAGAGCGUUUGAUAGUCAGCGCAAGGCUUCCCAAGGUAGACGUGGUGGACGUGGUGCCUCUCGCUCCGGCGUAACCUCACGUAAUAUCAACAACAUCAGUGGCCGCGCUAGUCUCGAUCUUCCUGCAAAUAUCAGCUACCGAGACGCCGCAACUAGCAUGACGCAGGGACAUAUCCCUCAGGAUCCCGGGAGGAUAGGACGUGAAGCUAUUAUAAACGCUGCUACCUCACCUUCUCGGUCCGAGUUUAUGAAUACGGAAACGGAAUCUGAGCUCAUUGAAAUGGCGCAUCAUAGGAAGUGUAGCAACUGCAAGCGCCUCUCGCACUCUUUGAAGGAUUGCCUUCUUGCCAUUGACGGUUUUAUCCCUGGUUGCGUCUUUUGCAACUCGCAGGACCAUGCCGUUGACACAUGUCAACCUUUCCGGGCCAUGUCGCUGGAGGAGAAGGUUCGACUUCUUGUUCAUGAGCGGUCUAAACGACCGGCUUUGAAAACUUCGCUGGCUUGGUGGAAGUAUUUGCGCGAUUAUGCAGAGGCAGGAGGCACUGAAAUGCCCACGGAGUUCCCCUGGUCCUCCGAUUUUGCGAUGGAAAAAGCCAUAGAAGACGAUGGUAUGUUCAUCUUGGGUCGUCAAGUUCGAUGGGAUGAGACGCGAAACAUGAAUUAUCUGCCUACAGAUCCUAAGCAUGCUUCUGUGAAAGAUGUGGUUCAUUUGUACAUUGGCACUUACUUCUGGCCAACCGAGCUCUCAGACAAUUGA
Molecule: messenger RNA, 903 nt
Organism: Fusarium poae
Lineage: Eukaryota; Fungi; Ascomycota; Sordariomycetes; Hypocreales; Nectriaceae
Exons: 1
Coding region: 1-903 (300 amino acids)
Molecular function (GO): zinc ion binding; nucleic acid binding
Source: RefSeq, a predicted model, not a curated record